This is a messenger RNA of Physeter macrocephalus (sperm whale), 1392 nucleotides long. It is a transcript of the gene WHR1, whose product is annotated as winged helix repair factor 1. Gene Ontology annotation, molecular function: protein serine/threonine kinase activity. Gene Ontology annotation, biological process: positive regulation of Ras protein signal transduction; protein phosphorylation. Bases 127 to 1005 code for a protein of 292 amino acids. The record is from RefSeq and is a predicted model, not a curated record. NCBI's taxonomy places the organism in Eukaryota, Metazoa, Chordata, Mammalia, Artiodactyla, Physeteridae. The transcript is spliced from 7 exons.
GACUGCUCUCUAAGGAGGCACGCCCGGGGAGCCCGUGCGUCACUGCUCUGCGCCGGGUGACUAUUUUCGUGUUCUCUUCCUUCAAUAUCUAUCUACCUCUUCCCUGCAUCCAUAGGAUCCCGGGAUAUGAGCCGGAAGAGGCAUCGCUUGGUCCCGGAGGCCUUCGGACAGAAGAGGCGGCGAGAAGGAGGGGAUGUAGAGGCAGAUCCUUUGCGGGGAGAGUCAGGGUCUGCGCGCGCGGCGGUUGCGGAGCUAGUGCGGCUGUUCCCGCGAGUCCUGUUUGAGGAUGCGCUACCGCCCAUCGCGCUGAGGAGCCAGGUGUACAGCCUAGUGCCCGACCGGACGGUGGCUGACCGGCAGCUGAGAAAAAACUCCCCAAUACUUGAAAACAAAAUCUCCCUGCACAGAAGUGUCCAGAGUACAGCAGACCAUCUUACCCUGACACCUUUCUUUUCAUUGUCAUCUCUGUGGAGACAGAAGGCGCUUCAAGAGCAGGGGGAGAUCAGAAUCAUCCAACUAGGCUUCGACUUGGACGCCCAAGGAAUCAUCUUCACUGAGGACUAUAGGACCAGAGUCCUCAAGGCUUGUGAUGGCCGCCCAUACGCUGGCGCAGUGCAGAAGUUUCUGGCUUCAGUACUUCCAGCCUGUAGUGACCUUAGCUUCCAGCAGGACCAAAUGACACAGACCUUUGGCUUCAGGGACCCAGAAAUCACGCAGCUGGUGAAUGCCGGGGUCCUCACUGUCCGAGAUGCUGGAAGUUGGUGGCUAGCCGUGCCCGGAGCUGGGAGAUUCAUCAAAUAUUUUGUUAAAGGGCGCCAGGCUGUACUCGGCAUGGUCCGGAAGGCCAAGUACCGGGAGCUACUCCUCUCGGAGCUCCUGGGCCGGCGGGCACCUGCCGCGGCGCGACUCGGCCUCGCUUACCACGUGCAUGACCUCAUUGGGUCCCAGCUGGUGGACUGUGUCUCCACCACUUCUGGAACCCUCCUCCGCCUGCCAGAGACAUGAGGAUUCUGCUCGUCAUUGCACAGCUCCCCAGAGUGGGGUGCAAGGGGCCCGGGAGUGCUGGCCGCCCUGGCUGAGACAGGGUCACCUUGGGAAGGCUUGGGAGCCAGGAUGAGUGCUGGGUUUGCGUCUGUGCAGGGGGUCAGAUGUGACUGCUGCUGUUUACCUGGGCUCUGACCCAGUGGGGGGUUUGGGCAGUGCUUCUCUGCCCUUCCAUGGAAGUGGAGCCAGAAACGGUGCCAAGGCCAUGGCUGCUGCCUUUCAUGCAGCAAGGCGCUGCCAUUAUUCUGUCUUGGGAUAGGAAGGAGGGGUUUCUGGUGAGGCUGCCGAAGGAGGACAGGGUUCUUUUCCCUACGUGUCGGGUUUAAACUGCCAAAUAAAGUACUUCUG